Darwinula stevensoni is the source of this 1253-nucleotide messenger RNA. The record is from the annotation of a GenBank genome assembly. NCBI's taxonomy places the organism in Eukaryota, Metazoa, Arthropoda, Ostracoda, Podocopida, Darwinulidae.
AUGUACCUCCAAAGUCAGAGUUUUUCUGAACUGUACAUCCCAAAAGGCGAUUUGAUGAUCAUCAUGGAGUAUUGCCUUGGAAACCUGAGGGAUUACCUGAAGAUGCACCAAAAAUUAUUCAACCCGAACGAUAAAUAUUAUUUGGAAUCACUCAGCGAGGGUCUUACAGAGCCAUAUUGCUCUUGUGAUCUGGAGUACUUGACCUUCCAGGUCUCUAAAGGCAUGGAGUACUUGGAGUCCAGAAAAAUCGUGCAUCGAGAUCUGGCUGCUAGAAAUGUACUGCUCAGCAAAAACUUCAUUGCGAAGAUAAGUGACUUCGGCCUUUCCAGGAACACGUAUGCAAAGAAUGAAUACAUCGGGAAAUUUGGUUACAUCCCAUACAAAUGGAUGGCGUUGGAAUCGCUUUUCGAUGGUAUCUUUACCAGCAAGUCGGACGUUUGGGCAUUUGGCGUAUUGGUGUGGGAAACGUUCAGCCUCGGGGAGACUCCGUAUGGAGACGCAGGUGUCGAGGUCCUCGACCGCAUUAAAAAAGGGUACCGUUUAGAGGCUCCCAAACACGCAGAAGAGAAGCACUACAAAACCAUGGAGAAGUGCUGGUACUUGGAUCCAAGAGAGCGGCCGACAUUCUUCGAUUUGAGUCGGUUGCUCCAACCCAUGUUGUCCAAGUCUCAACGAAUGCACUAUGCAGAGCAAUACGGCCCCUUCAGCUAUGCGAAUGAGGAGUUCUUUCAGGUGAAUCACGACCUUUUGGAGAUGACGACAACCGUCGAACCUGAAGAUGAAAACGUCCCACAACUCAGGAUAGCCGAUCCCUUGGAGCAGAACGUAGAGCCUGAUCCGUUCCAUGUCGCUGUUUCUGACUCAGAUAACCCUUCUCCUAUCAAUUGUCAAAAUCAAGAAAAUGUGGCCGACCCUAGAGCUCAAGUUGAUCUUCAGCAGUGGAACAGAGUUGAGGAAGCUCCAUCCUCAGAUAUGGCGAAUCAUGGAGAGACUAGACUCACUGAUCCAGACGAGGAGUUGAAAAAGCACAUCCAGUACAAACAGUGGUGUGCAGAACCAAAAAAUGAGUGAAACUGAGAUCGAAGAUUGUGUCGAAUGCUCCGUGUCCCUGCGUUACUCGCGGCGGCAACAUUCAAGAGACUUUAGUGAAUUUAAAGGAUGUUUACCCUGAAAAAGACUGUCCCAAAGGAUUCACAUAGGAAUGUAUAGGAAUCCUAUCGAAAUCCUGUAGGAUUCUAAUGAGAUUCCUAUAU